Neohortaea acidophila is the source of this 1365-nucleotide messenger RNA. RefSeq lists its product as uncharacterized. The record is from RefSeq and is a predicted model, not a curated record. Gene Ontology annotation, molecular function: hydrolase activity, acting on carbon-nitrogen (but not peptide) bonds. The transcript has a single exon. Bases 1 to 1365 code for a protein of 454 amino acids. NCBI's taxonomy places the organism in Eukaryota, Fungi, Ascomycota, Dothideomycetes, Mycosphaerellales, Teratosphaeriaceae.
AUGGCGGCGAGCAGCUCCCACCCUCUCAAGCCUUGGACACAGGCCCCCCGAAAACGCUACCGUCUAGUCGACGCCACCUUAAUCGACCCGAAAGAUGGCAGCAUCCAUCAGCACUGCUGCAUCGACCUCAAAGACGGCCUCGUCCACCGCAUGACUAAACUCACCAACCAGCCCUCGCCCGCGGACGAAGUGCUCGCCUGGACGCAAAACGAAAAGCUAACGAUCAUCAACUUGGACGGCAAGUACGUCCUACCAGGCCUGAUCGACUGCCAUGUACAUCUAGCUACGCCGCCGGGUGAAGACGGAUUGAAAGAUACAAUGAACCAGGAUCCCGCUACCGCGCUGCUGAGACAGCCCUAUCUCGCCCAUGAAAUCCUCAAGCGCGGCUUCACCACCGUAAGAGACUGUGCCGGCGCAACGCUUGCAAUGAAGGAAGCCUUCAACGAGGGCCUCUUCCCUGGCCCGAGACUGUUCAUUGCUGGGAAGGGCAUUGGACAGACAGGUGGCCAUUCGGACUUCCGCGGCCCCAAGGAUGCAGAGUAUCCGUGUUGUGGAGGGAAUGUGCGAGGACUAGGGAGGAUCGCCGAUGGGGUAGAGCAGUGCCUCCAUGCUGCGCGGGAGGAGCUACGGCUGGGCGCGGAUUUCAUCAAGAUUAUGGCUUCUGGCGGCGUCGCGUCGCCCACGGACAAAUUGACCAGCGUGCAGUACACGCCCGAAGAAAUUCGAGCAUUCACCAAAGUCGCUUCCGAUGCUGGAACCUAUGUCACCGCGCACGCUUACACCACUGCUGCUGUGCAGAAUGCCAUUGCCAAUGGAGUUCUGGGAAUCGAGCAUGGCAACCUCAUCGACGAAGAAACGGCGCAGUUGAUGGCAGCCAAAGGCGUCUUCCUGACCCCCACCCUUGUCACCUACGAGACCAUGGCAUCCAAAGAGUUCGGCUCCUUCCUGCCCCCCGCCAUCGCAGAGAAGAAUCUCCAGGUCUUGAACGCUGGCUUCAAGUCCCUCCAGAUCGCCGAUGCCGCCGGGGUGACCAUGUGCUAUGGAACAGAUCUGCUCGGCCCUCUGCAGGUCAAGGAGACACGGGAAUUUACCCUGCGCAAGCAAGCCGGCCUGAGCGCCCUGAAGAUCCUGCAGAGCGCUACGGUCAAUGCAGCCCGGAUGUUGCGGCAGGAAGACAGAUUGGGGCGGUUGAAAGAGGGGUAUUUGGCGGAUCUCAUCGUCCUGAAUGCGAAUCCGUUGGACGAUAUCGAGGUGCUCGACCGGCCGGAAAAGCAUUUGCUCGCGGUUGUGAAGGAUGGACGGGUCAUGGAGUCGAGAUGGUCGAAGCUUCCGAUUGAGAGGGUCAUAUCGACGCAGAUUGAGUAG